Lucilia sericata (common green bottle fly) is the source of this 908-nucleotide messenger RNA. RefSeq names its product leptin receptor gene-related protein. Gene Ontology annotation, biological process: late endosome to vacuole transport via multivesicular body sorting pathway. The transcript is spliced from 3 exons. Gene Ontology annotation, cellular component: endosome. Lineage: Eukaryota; Metazoa; Arthropoda; Insecta; Diptera; Calliphoridae. The record is from RefSeq and is a predicted model, not a curated record. The coding region runs from base 236 to 589 and encodes 117 amino acids.
AAAAAGAAGAAAAACUAAAAAAUUUUACUUUUUGGUGAUUAAUACAAAGAAAAAGAAAACUUUACAAAGAAAACAUUACUCUUUUGCAUAAAAAUCUACAAAAAUGGCUGCUCUAAAAGGUAAAUAAAGCAAGAUAAAUAUAAGUUAACAAAUUAUGCUAAUUAAUACCUUUAUUCUCUUUUCAUAUUGAACAAACUUUUGUGUGAUAACUAAAGCUUUAUUAAUUUGCGCAUUUAUGACGUGCCUUGGCAUGACUUUCCUUAUUUUGGCCUGUGCCGUGCCUCAACCAAAAAUUUUCUAUCCCUUCUUUGUCUUGCUAUUUUAUAUUUUAUCCGUCUUACCGAUGCUGAUAGCUAAAAGGCUGAGUCCCGGUUCCGAAACAAAUCCUAAAACAGAAUUUGCUCUAUUCUUAACAGCCGGCAUGGUAUUGAGUGCUUUUGCUUUGCCUAUUGUUUUGGCUCACAGUGGAGUGAUUACCUGGAUGGCUUGUUCAUUAACAUUGAUCAGUAAUAUUAUCAAUUAUUUAACUAUAUUCGGUUAUGCCAUGAAAGAGAAUGAAUUUGAUGCUCCAUAUGGUGGCAUGUUCUAAACUGAAGAAAGCUGAUGAACGGAUGGAUGGUGCGCUCGUAGGAUACUUGUGAUUAUAGUUCAUAUUUGCUGGAUUGUGGCAGUCGUAUCAUCAUCAGUAGUAAUUUUUACAAAAUUAUAUUAACAUACAUACAAAUACAUCAAUCUAGUAGAAACGAGUAUUACUCAAAAAUUUGGUACAUUAAACAAAAAGAAGUUACAAUACGAAUUAUGAAGAUUUUAUAUAAAAUAAACAGGCAUCUUUGGUAAACAUAAAACUAAAGAAGUAAAAUUAUAACAUAAAAACAUAAAUUCUUAAUCUCAUAGGUGUAAAAAAAAAA